Lutzomyia longipalpis is the source of this 1811-nucleotide messenger RNA. RefSeq names its product DNA polymerase epsilon subunit 2 (gene DNApol-epsilon58). The record is from RefSeq and is a predicted model, not a curated record. Gene Ontology annotation, biological process: DNA-templated DNA replication; error-prone translesion synthesis. Gene Ontology annotation, cellular component: epsilon DNA polymerase complex. The transcript is spliced from 2 exons. Lineage: Eukaryota; Metazoa; Arthropoda; Insecta; Diptera; Psychodidae. Gene Ontology annotation, molecular function: DNA binding. Bases 76 to 1647 code for a protein of 523 amino acids.
ACCUGAUGUGUGGGAAAUUGGCGCAAUAACCUCAAAAAUUGAUUUUUCUGUGUUUGUUUAGUUUUUAUUAGGAAAAUGAGUGAAAAUCCUGAUAUUAGACGAUUAAUUUUGACCACAUUUAAGCUGUGUGGCUACACAAUUCGCUCCGGAUGUUCAGACUUUUUGGUUGAUGAACUUGGGCAAAUUCCUCCGGAUGAUCGUCAGAAGCUCCUUGAUGAUAUGUGCGAUCAUGUCCAGAGGCAGGGACUCUCAGUACCCGUAGUGGAGAAGCACCAUCUCGAGUUGGCCUUCCGUGAGAGUCAAAAUUACGGACUCAACGAGAGCGAGACUGUCUUCAGUGUGAUUCCGGAUGCAUUCUCAAUACCCUCAUUUGUGUACGAUUGCGAAAGGAAGAAAUUCAUUCAGGACACAAAAGAACGGAAUCUUCUGGGAGAUGCUGGAGCCAAAGGCGAAUGCCUGAGGAAUCGCUACUACAUGCUGUGGCAGAGAACAGCCAGACAUGAGAUGUUCUCAAAGGGACUUUUGGACAAAAAUGAUCAAGGAUUUGUACUGCGGAGAGUGGAAAAUAUUCUCUCAACUUCAAAAUUGAAGGACGUUGUUGUCCUGGGGAUGUUUACAAAGUUUGCUGAUGGGAAGUUUCACGUGGAGGACCCAACGGGGAAAAUUCUUUUGGAUAUCAGUGAUGCCAAAAUGCACUCGGGCUUCUUUUGCGACGGAUGCUUCGUUCUUGUGCAGGGAAAGUACAACGAGGGUGUGCUUAAAGUAUCAAGCUUGGGAUUCCCACCACCGGAAGCUGCUACAAGUAGUCGGGCUUACUUUGGGACGGCCAAUACAUGGGGAGGGAAGAGCAAGACUCUCCUGAAGUACUCCCAGAGACUCAAAACGGUUGAACUCACCGACACUGAGGCUACGAUAAUCUUCCUUUCGGAUUGCUGGCUCGAUGACGCCGUGGUGAUGAAUAAAUUGAGAGUUCUCUUUGAGGGCUACGACGACAGUCCUCCAGUUGCAAUCGUCCUCAUGGGACCGUUCUCACGAACUUCCAUCCACUAUCGUUAUCUCAGUGAGAAGUUUUCCGAACUGGGUGGGAUUAUUGCCCAGUGUCCAUCGAUCCUCGAAAAAACUGACAUAGUUCUCGUACCAGCUGUUGAUGAUCCCCCAUCCAGCAACAUUCUCCCACGUCCGGCACUCCUGGACUUCCUCAUUGCAGAUCUGCGGCGAAAAGUCCCCCGUGUGGUUGCCACGACAAAUCCCUGCCGCUUGCAGUACUGCACGCAACAGAUUACCAUCUUCCGGAUGGACUUGGUGACAAAAUUGUGUCGGAAUACAAUUAAAUUCCCAGAUACGGGUAAUCUUGAGGAGCACAUAGCACGUACCCUCGUCUGCCAGGGCACCCUGGCUCCAAUGCAUAUGAAUGUGAUGCCCAUUUAUUGGCAGUACGAUGCUGCUCUAUCCCUCUACCCACUUCCGGAUCUCAUCGUCUUGGGGGAUUCCACAAAGAGCUUCACGACGGAUCUUCAGGGAUGUACUAUCCUCAACGUGGGCUCCUUCUCCAAAAGUAACUUCUCCUUCAAAGUCUACGUACCCCACAAUCGCACAGUCGAGGAUUCCAUGAUUCCCACUGAUGAGGCUGAAAUGGAAGAGCCCUGAUCACGUUCAGCACGUCCUGAAGAGAAAUCUUUUGCAGAAUUUUAUUUCUUUUAGUUGCUUCUUCCAAAAUAAAAAGAAAUUGUUUAAUUUUUGCCUAAAAUAUGCAUUUCGCAGUAAUCUCUAUACAACACUAAAGCUAAAAUAUCACUUUGAACUUGGAUUUA